AUGGGCUGCUGCAACAGAAGGUGCGGGCUGAUAGCUGGAGCUGUGUUUGGGGCGGUGGUAGCCAUCCUGGGAGGUGUCCUCAUUCCACUGGGGAACAGCGUCAUUGAGGGGACAGUGAAGAAGGAAGCCGUCAUUGCGCCUGGAACGACAGCGUAUGACAACUGGGUGGCUACAGGGGCAAAUGUGUACCGGCAGUUCUGGUUCUUUCACGUGCAAAAUCCUCAGGAGGUUUUGCAGAAUGGCGCAACCCCAGUGGUGGUGGAAAAAGGACCUUACACAUACAGGACAAGAUAUCUUCCCAAAGAGAACGUGACGUUCAACCUAAAUCAAACUGUCUCCUUCCUGCUGCCUCUGGGUGCCAUCUUCGAGCCAUCCAUGUCAGUGGGACCAGAGGAAGACAAAGUCACCUCCCUCAACGUGGCUGUGGCUGCGGCUUACUCACUGGUUCCAAAACAACUUCAUCUUGUGCUUGAGACUCUGAUAAAGGCAAGCAAAUCCUCCUUGUUUCAGCACCGUACAGUGAAGGAAAUGUUGUGGGGUUACACAGACCCCAUGUUGAAAGGAACUGUGGGCUUAUUUGUACCUUACAAUGGCACCUAUGAUGGCUACUACACUGUCUUCACUGGAAAGGAGGACAUCUCAAAAGUGGGACUUAUUGACAGGUGGCAGGGAGAGAGGAGUUUACGUUUCUGGAAUGACAAGUACUGUGACAUGAUCAACGGGACAGAUGCCUCCUCCUUCGCUCCCUUUGUGGACAAGAAAAAGCCUCUAUAUUUCUUCUCAUCAGACAUCUGCAGGUCUGUCUCGGCCAGCUUUGAGGAAAGCAUGGAUCUGAAAGGGAUUGAGGUCUACCGCUACGCCCUCCAGCCAUCUACCCUGGCCUCCCCUAUAGUCAACCCAGACAACAGAUGUUUCUGCAGAAACCCAACCACCACCAAGAACUGCACCAUGGCCGGAGUACUGGACAUCAGCUCCUGUAAAGAGGGAAAACCUAUCUACAUCUCUCUGCCCCACUUCCUUCAUGGCAGUCCAUCUCUGCGAGAGUCUGUACUGGGUCUCAACCCCAGUGAAGAGCAUCAUCACACCUUCCUAGACGUGGAACCUACAACUGGGUUCACCCUGAGGUUUGCUAAGAGAAUUCAAGUGAAUAUGAUGUAUGGACCAUCAGAUGUCAUCACGGUUCUUAAGAAAGUCAAGGAUUAUACCAUAUUCCCUCUUGUUUGGAUGAAUGAGACUGCUGCGUUGGAUGACGAAACAGCAGACAUGUUCAAGGAGGAGCUAAUCUCCCGUGUCCAGAUGUUGGAGAUGAUACAGCAGGUGCUGCUGGGCACAGGUGUGGCCAUUUUCAUCCUAUGCCUUAUCUCUUACUGUGUGGUGAGGCGGAGAGAUAAUGACAUCAAGAUUGUGUGAAUGAAUCAGUGUCUGUUGUGUGUAAGUUGUGGGCACAGUGCAUUUAAGCUGCUUUGGGACAUCAAACCUUUUUGAUAUAGACUUGCACUUUUUUGUAAUUUUAGUGUUAUUUAUAAUGUCAUACUUCCUUUGAUACAAGGGGGGGGAAAACUGUGAUUUUGUAAAGCUCGAGAGCUGAAUUAUUUUGCCAAGUAUUAUUUUAAGUGCUAACACUGUAACAUUAACUCAAUCAGGUAUUUCUAGAGGCAGAGCAGGUGGAGACUCCUUUAACUGUCAGGUUACUCAUCCACACAGAGGAGAAAUGAGUUUGUU
Molecule: messenger RNA, 1722 nt
Organism: Seriola dumerili (greater amberjack)
Lineage: Eukaryota; Metazoa; Chordata; Actinopteri; Carangiformes; Carangidae
Gene: cd36
Product: CD36 molecule
Exons: 12
Coding region: 1-1410 (469 amino acids)
Biological process (GO): amyloid-beta clearance by cellular catabolic process; lipoprotein transport; receptor-mediated endocytosis
Cellular component (GO): cell surface; caveola; cytoplasm
Molecular function (GO): scavenger receptor activity; low-density lipoprotein particle binding; low-density lipoprotein particle receptor activity
Source: RefSeq, a predicted model, not a curated record